CUAAACAUAAUGAAAGAGAAUGCACACAGUUCAUUUCUACCUAAAGAGAGCGAUUCAGCGGUGCUUUAGUCUUUUAGUCUGUUCAGCUCUCUCACCUACACAUCUGUACAUUCUGUUCAAAUAUCUCUGUUUCCAAAGUUUUAACUUUCAUGCUAAUCAUGCUCGUCGUCUUCUAGAUCUCUAACUAGCCAAUCUGCGCUGCAACCGUGUCGUAUAGUUGUGUGGGAUUCUGGAACUUUGAGUCUAGCAUUUGCACUAAUGUCUCCUCUACUUCUAAGCUGGAUUUCUCAUUAAUGUGGCUUUAAACAUCGCUGGAAAAUGAGGAUUGAGAAAAGAAGCUCUUGCUGUUUUGUUUUUUGGAGCUAACUGCAAAACCUGAACUGUGCUAGCAAUAAUAAUGUCCCAGUGUGACAUCAGCAUGGCACACAUCCCCAACUUCUCAUGCGAAUAAUGAAAAUACAGCACCAAGCAACAAAUUAGCACCAGAAACACGAAACAUACCACAAAUAUUUCAAUAUAAUCAUAUUUAAUGUGUUUCAAGGUAGGAUUUUCCUGUAAGUCUUUAUACUAGGUGUAAUUCCUUUCAUUAUUGAUAUAGAUACAUGCCAUAUUAGGGCAAUUUAUGAACUUGGUGUCUCAAAAAAGAAGCUGAAAAAUGAGGAUCGGUACCCCUGCUGCAAGUCCAUCGAUAGAAAAAUCUGGGAGGGAGUGAGGGGUUGGGCUCCAUCUCACAAAAGGAAAGCAACGGGAAUCUGCAGCCACACACUGGCUCUUCUCCGAGAGCAAGCAGGUGGAGAGCGAAGCGAAGUGAGGAAUGUCAGAUUUAAAGGAAGAAAUGUAGAUAUCUGAAGCACAGAUGGCAUCUGGAACCUCAGGGGCUGCUAGAAAUCGAAAUCUAAUGGAUUGUUACACAUCUGUUUUAGGAGGGUUAUAGGAAUUUUUACGCUUGGUGAAGUACGUACUGUUUUUCCUUUCUAUUUUUAGAGGGAACGUCUUAAUUAAAGCUUAAUGAGGUCUUGCCAUCUUUUAGUGCAUCGACACUUGUCGAGUUUGCUUACGCUGGUUGGUUGUUUGAUGGCUUGAAUUUGAUGUUGAAAUCAGUCCCAAAGCCUGAAUCCUUCUGGAACUUAUGAACCUGUCAAACUAUGGUGAGGCUCACAAUGACUCAAGAACCCAUAAAUAACGGGUCGAAACCUCAGAAGGCGUAUUUUCAAAGAAAAUCCAGCAUCACGAAGAUCACUUUGGCAUUCGUGUUCAGAACCAAGGUCCAUGGGCUGAGGUACGUUUUUGCUCCGGACAAAUCCAAACCUCAACGCUUCUUCUGGCUUCUGGCGAUCUGCAUCUGCUUGGUGCUUCUGUUUGUAUGGUCCUGUAACCGCUUGUUCUACCUUCUCUCCUUCCCCGCCGUCACGAAGAUCUACAUGGUGUGGGCGAAGAGUAUGACGUUUCCGGCCGUCACGCUGUGCAACCAGAACCUCUUUCGUGUGUCUAGCCUCACCAAGGCAGACCUUUACCACAGCGGCUACUGGAUGGACAUUAUGCACGCGAACCAUUCGGUGAACAGGCAGAGCGUGGCAAUGCUGAAGCACAGCCGGCACAGAGAGAAACUCAUGCGUCUGCUGGACUUCUCCGACUAUGUCCCGCCUCCCCGCUUCCACCUCAACACCACUGAGAUAAUUGACAGACUGAGCCACCAGUUAGAGGACAUGCUUUUGGAGUGCAAGUUCAGGGGAGAAAGCUGCACCCAUAAAAACUUUACUACAGUAUGUAUAUUAUUUCAUGAGUGUCAUUUCAUUUCAUACAGUAAUAAUCUGAAAAUACUAAUAGUGUUGCUAGAAAAGGUCCAAGCACUAACUCCUCCUUUGCAUAAUGCUUCUUAUGUAUUUGAAAUCAGCUACAUAAGGAAUAAUACACCUUGUGUUGUACAGUUAUAGGAAAACAAUCAACGACAGGGUGGUGGGAUGACGCAGGCCCCAUGAAGUUGAUUUAUUUUCCAGUAACAGCAUGUCCCUCUUAUACCACAGCAAUUUGUAUGUUGUAUGUACGCAUCAUAAUUUUUAUCCGUUUGUCGUUACACUGAAUGUUCAAAAAGCAGGUUAGUUCCUGUUAACACUUACGUUACAGCAGCUAUAACACAGC
Messenger RNA from Pangasianodon hypophthalmus (striped catfish), 2139 nucleotides. Its product is annotated as acid-sensing ion channel 2-like. NCBI's taxonomy places the organism in Eukaryota, Metazoa, Chordata, Actinopteri, Siluriformes, Pangasiidae. The record is from RefSeq and is a predicted model, not a curated record. The transcript has a single exon. Bases 1146 to 1934 code for a protein of 262 amino acids. Gene Ontology annotation, cellular component: membrane. Gene Ontology annotation, biological process: sodium ion transmembrane transport.